AAAGCCAGACUGAUUCAUAGAAACUCCUUUAAAACACAGUGAAAAGAAACCGCCCAUCACACACCCCAACACACCAGUGCAGGAAACUUAUAACCUCGGGAGGCAGGUCCCUCCCCUCACUGCGUUCACAUACCUCCAGAAGAGUGGACCAGGCGGCCACCAGCUCCUGCCACUCCGGGCGUCUCCGUCCCGAACUCUCGUUUUUGAGUCAUCAAAAAGCCAAGAUGUUGGUAUUACUGGCUGGUAUCUUUGUGGUCCACAUCGCCACUGUCGUUAUGUUAUUUGUUUCCACGAUUGCCAAUGUCUGGGUGGUUAAAAAUGAUGGAUCAUCAUCACAAGGUCUUUGGAAAAACUGUACCAACGGUAGCUGCGAUGAUCUGUCAUAUUCUGGGGAAGAUGCCCUCAAGUCAGUCCAGGCCUUCAUGAUCCUCUCCAUCAUCUUCUCUGUCCUCGCUCUCGUGGUCUUCAUAUUCCAGCUCUUCACCAUGGAGAAAGGAAACCGCUUCUUCCUCUCCGGGGCCACCAUGCUGGUGUGCUGGCUGUGCGUUUUGAUCGGGGUAUCCAUCUACACUAACCGUUACGCGCACCCGAGUGGUUACCACCACGGCUAUUCCUUCAUCCUGGCCUGGAUCUGCUUUUGCUUUAGUUUCAUCAUUGGCGUUCUCUAUCUGGUCCUGAGAAAGAAAUAAGGCUGAACCAGUGUAUGGGGAUCUGGGGGGUGGGGAGAAGGAAGCCGUUGAAUCUGGGAGGGAUGUGGAAGUUGCUAUGCAGGAAAAACCAGGAGAGGGAAGGGGGGCGGGGGAGGGGGACGUAAGGGUGGGAGAGGCUGAAACCCACACCGUUCCUGCGGAGGUUCUCUACUGUCAAGCCUCUGUUCUUGGGAGAAAGUAGUUGGCUAGUACGUCGAUUCUCCCGUGAUGCAGGCCAGAGAGCCUCUCUCCAGCCACCAGACUUGGCCUCCAGCAGAGUUCUCAGUAACACACACUACCUGGGGCUCCAUCAGCUGCCGCACCACUGGCUCCGCUUCUGAGGGUGAAUUCUGGGUCUCUCACUGCGAUCCUCAGACCUACUGCACCAGGUUUAAAUAGCGGUACAAGUUCCAGCAAGAGCUGAUAUUGUUUUUGUGCUGAAUAUGCUGAGCCUGGAAGCCAUCCCACCCUCUGACCCAAAGCAAAACAUCACAUUCCAGUCUGAAGGGUUGACAGGACAGCUUUGGCCAGGAAACCAUUAUCCCUCUUUAGAACAGAUAUUUAGCUCUGUGGAAUUCAGUGGUAUUUGUGACAAAAUGGGAGGAGGAUAUCUAGUCAUAAGAUCAAGUUGGUUGGUUAGCUAAACCAAGAAAGAGAACUUUUCACAACGGAAGGCCUAGGGGAUGGUCAGAACCCAGACCAGACCUCACAUAGCUGUCCCUCAUGAGACCUCUUGCUAUGGACUUUGCUAGACCUCUCGCUUAAAGCCAAGGCAGCUCUUCUGGAGUUUCUGUAAAGCCACUAAUGACCAAUUCAGUGGUAAAGGCACCACACAAAUUAUGGGAUCAAGGGGCAGUCUUGCAACAGUGUGACAUUAGGGUUAUAUUUUUAGGAUUCCCUCUCCAUAAAAUCAAUGUUUCUUUUAAGUAUAUAAUAGGAGAGAGAUGGACAUGGCCCCUUGUAACACAAUCUGUUACUCUCCCUCUAAAUUAUAAACUUUUGGGGAAGUUUUGUCUAAUCGUCCACACUGGGGAUCAGGGCUCCUAGACAGCGAUAGCUCUAGCUUUGACGCUGGCUGGAGUGUCCAGUGGCCCUGUCUAUCCUACGUCACAGGUGAGGCGGGGCAAUUCUGGAAGCUUCUUAAAACACACACAAACCAAAACCAAACAACAGAUCCUUGGGUAAAAGGUGCUAUAUCAUUGUAAAGUAUUAAGCAUACUAGAUUUCAGUCAUGAUAAAAACAGAGUGCCUGUGCUCUAGGAAAAUAAAAAAAUUCUUGUGAGAUAAAAAUAUUGGUGAUGGGUAGAUAUUUUCUUUAAGAAAAAAAAAGAAAGAAAACAUCUUGUGGUACCCAGUCAGAUGGUAAUUGAGCUGUCUGUUGCCACAGGAGCAUCUCUACGGAGGACUUAGUUGUAGUAUGUUAUUCCUGGUUAAGCAGGCGUGGCUUUGGCCUGGAGCAGCUAUUUUAAGCCGUUUCAGAUUCUAAAGGGGUUGUUUUGAGAAGACAUUUCCUUUAUCACCCUGAGAAGAAGAUUUACCCCAGGGAGAAUCUGAGACAUCUUGCCUACUUUCCUUCUCCCAGCACUCUCCUCAUCCCAUUUCUUUUAUACUUUUCCUUUUUGGGGGAGUUGUUAUGCCAUGAUUGCUAGUAUUUAUAUAAAAGGACUAUUACUAAGUAUAUUUCUCUAUGUUCAUUCUGGUUAAAGGAAUGUUGAGGACAGGCCACCAAAUUACCUGCACUGGGGGUAGAAAGAUUGGCAAGCAAAAACUGUGGGAUGAUGAACUUUUUAAUUAUGAUUUGAUUAUCACAUGAUUACAGAAGGCUGUCUUAUGUGCAGAAGCAUACUUACAUAUCAGAUAUAUUCAAAAGAGAUACUUGCAUUAUGUUAAAAAGUCAAACUAUGACUGGAGUGAACCAUGUAUUCCUCUGUCUUUUACCUUGUUUCUGUGACAUUUAUGUCUCAUGUAAUUUGCAUUACAUUGGUGGGUUGUUCUAGUACUGUAUUUGGCUUCUUCUUUAAUAGAUUGAUAUUUCAUAUACUAUAAUUGUAAAUAUUUUGAUACAAAUGUUUAUUACUCUAGGGAUAUAAAAAUAGAUUCUAAUUCCC
Messenger RNA from Ceratotherium simum simum (southern white rhinoceros), 2797 nucleotides. The record is from RefSeq and is a predicted model, not a curated record. NCBI's taxonomy places the organism in Eukaryota, Metazoa, Chordata, Mammalia, Perissodactyla, Rhinocerotidae.